Messenger RNA from Colletotrichum navitas, 935 nucleotides. RefSeq lists its product as uncharacterized. The transcript has a single exon. The record is from RefSeq and is a predicted model, not a curated record. NCBI's taxonomy places the organism in Eukaryota, Fungi, Ascomycota, Sordariomycetes, Glomerellales, Glomerellaceae. The coding region runs from base 95 to 685 and encodes 196 amino acids.
GCAAUAUAUAGUCCUAGGCAAAAAGGACAGGCCCGGCUGGGAUGGGGGGAGGUGGAAACGGAAGGGGGGAAAAGUGAGAAAGUAAAUAGGCCUCAUGCCACAACCCAAGCAUCGUACGGCCCGACGCUUCUCACAGCACAGACCACGCCACAAAGGGAACAGUAGCGUCAUGCGCCAUCAUGCCAUGAUGCCGACUCCCUUCUCCCCAGGGUGUUUCUCAUUCAAUCUCGCCUAUCCUCCUUACUCAGGUUACCCAGAGAACGGCGCGAGUUCAGUCAAGGUCCGAAUCCGCGCGCGACCUCCAACAGCGGCGGCCCGACCGGACGGUCCCGUCCAAAAGCCUACCUUGAAACAUCGGUCUGAUGUCGUGCGAAUGCGCGCGACGCGAUGUAGGCACUUGCAUGUUUCCCCCCCUCCGUUUCCCUUUGGUGCCAAGACCGGCCGAGACCGCUUCCUCUGCCAUUGCGGCAAACCUUCACGCGACCUGACGCAGGAAAAAAAGAAAGAAAAAAAAGCUACAUGGCAACUUCGAUGGGCUUUCCCGACAACGAACCUCUCGGGUCGCCGUGCCGGACGGUGGCGGGACAGGAGUGGGGAGGGCGGGGUUCGACUCGGCACGUCGGCGGUUGCAAUGCCUAUCGGCUCCGGGCCUGACGCCGAAUGCCGGGACUGGCCCGACAAUUAACCAGGUCCGGAAUUAACGUGUGGACUGAUGCGGAAAGGUGCUUGCACAACGUCGGACGAAAACCUGUGAACCACGGUCACCAGCCGGGUGAUCCUGUCCUGCGGUGAACCAUCGCUCUCGGCUAGGUACCCAGUCCGGCCUUGACCCAUUAUGGAAGCAAGCAGGCAAAUGCCAGUUCGCAAGGCCACCCACCCACACCCACCCACGCCACUGCCAGGCUCGAUAUUGGGAGGGUUGUGACAGUUUCAUG